AUGGUGAAAAACCCUUCGUCUUCCAGGGUUUUACCCAGUAAUAAAUCCUCGAAAUCGGCGGUCAAUGGCGCUACAAAGAAGAAGAAACCACGGAGGAAGGUCGCUUCAAUGGCGGAAAAAGAAAUCAAAGUGAUUGAGAUCGACGAUUCGUACCCUUCACCCGACCGUUGGGCGACGCCUUUGAGACCCGUUUUCUGUCUGAAGAACAGGGAUCAGAUAAAGCGGGCCGAGGAGAAUGAGGAGUGUUUCAUCCUCGAGUUCGAUCCGUACGAUGAUAUGGAGAGCCUAAGGUCUCCAUUGUUAAAAGGUUCCGAUGAUGCCGAGGCUGAUUUGCAGGUGGUGGCUGAAAAGGGGCAGGUAGCUUGCAGAGAUUAUCCUCAUUCACGACACAAUUGUGCUAGACAUCCUUUCGAGAUGACUCCUCAUGAGAGUCAUUGUCAAAUGUGUUUCUGUUAUGUUUGCGAUUUAUCUGCUCCAUGUUCGAAAUGGGUCGGAUCCCAUUGCCAUGCGUUUAACAACGAGGCUUGGAACCAAGAAAAGAAAGCAAGGAAGCAAAGACUGAAAGACUGUACAUAA
Molecule: messenger RNA, 576 nt
Organism: Striga hermonthica
Lineage: Eukaryota; Viridiplantae; Streptophyta; Magnoliopsida; Lamiales; Orobanchaceae
Source: the annotation of a GenBank genome assembly